Schistosoma turkestanicum is the source of this 1266-nucleotide messenger RNA. The record is from the annotation of a GenBank genome assembly. Lineage: Eukaryota; Metazoa; Platyhelminthes; Trematoda; Strigeidida; Schistosomatidae.
AUGAUAAUUCUUUUAUUUCGUGAUAAAAAAAAUAUAGCAUUGAAAAAUGUAGAUCAAAUUAAAAUUGACAGCUAUGCAAAUGUAACUCAUGGACAAGAUGACAAGAUAAAUAAUCAUUCAUCAAUUAUGAUGCAUGCACAAUAUAAUCAACCUUUAAAUCAACAAUUAGAUUCAUUAGUUGAUUUUCCUGUGAAAAUAAAUCCUAAAGCUGCUUUAAAUAUUAUUUCGGAUAUAAAAACGAAACGAAUUGGAAAACGAAUUGUGAAAAGAAGAAAAGAAAUAUCCGGUGAAAGUGUAAGUAAUGAUCAGAAGAAUGUGAAAAUUAUUAAACGACGCAUGAAGCGUAUUUUUGAACGAAUACAUUCAAAAGGAUCUAUCAAAGGAGGAGCUUCAUUGCGGGUAAAACAAAAAAAGAUUACCAAAGAUGAAGAUCAUGAUUCAUUGAAAGAUUGGAAACGUUUAAUUCGUGAUAAGAAAGAAGAUAUGAAACGUGUAUUGAUUAGACGAGUUAAAGUAAAAAAGAACGCUGUGGAAGCUGAAAGAGAAUCCGAAAAAUCUAGAAAGAGAGUUAUAGUGAAAAAAAUCAGACGUCGUGUGAAGAAAACAGCCGAUGAUGCAAAAGAACGUCUUCGUAUCACCGAUCAACUAUCACCUGGUCAGUUGAAGCCAAUGUUGAAAAAAACUGUUGUAUACAAACAAGCACCAUCAUCAAAUGCUUCAGAUGAAUAUUAUGAUGAUGAAAUAACCGAAACAACAUGGGUUCUUCGUUUAGGCGAUAAAAAUGUCACCGAUAAAGAUAUGCUUGAUUUUAUUAAUAGUCAAAUUAAUGGUGGAACAUUAUUACCGAAUAGUUCAACUAAUGCUAACACUACCAAUACUACUAAUAAUAACAAUAAUAGUAAUGCAGGUAAAAAUGUUAAAGACACCGAAACAUCAUGGUUUUCAGUACCGGAAAAGAAAAAUAUGAAUGAAAAAUGGAUUUCAGAAUUCUUUGAUGAUGAUGAAAAUAAUAAUAAUGAAAUCGAUAAGAUGUUAGGCAAAAAUCAAACUUCCGAUACACGUCAAGUGGUAUCGAAAAGUCUAUGGAUUUCUGAUGAUUUUGAAAAACAAUUAAAAGAAAUGGACUUUUUAGGAAUGUUACGUAAUUCAACUGAAUUAAAUGAUAUCAUCAAUAGGAAAUCCGAUCUGUUAUCAUCAUUUAGUCUUAACGACAAUUCAACAACAAACGAUCAAAUAAAGUUAGGAGUACCAAUUAAUAAAGUGUAG